GUGCGUUUCCCAAAAUAUCACGAGAGGGCGCUCAACCGUGGGAACUGCAAAAAAAACUACCGCGCAGGGUUUUGAGAAAAGGCAGAAAUUACUCUACAACAGCUAGCUUGGCCUGAUACCUCUACCCCUUGUUGAAGUGUCUCAUUUAAGAGUGAGCAACAAUCACCAUGGAAGUAGCCAGCGGCAGCAUGAUCUUGCAUCCUGACUUGGCCAACGAACUCAGGGGCUUGCUUGAAUCCAGUGGUUUUGAGACAGCCGGUGCCUUCUUGAAACAUCUUUUUGCUUUGGAGGAGCAGCACAGAUCCCGAAAGAGUUUGUCAACAGAGUUGGAAUGGGAUGACGAUUUUAACAUCAAGCAAGCUUUAGGUAUAGUUGCUGCACAGCCACCAAAAACUGCUUCAGUUGGAGUUCAAGCUAAACUGUGCAGUUGCAGCGACAAGGUCAUCGUUAAGACAUUACAUGGAAGAAGUGCCAUCAGGCUGUUUGAUAAGAUUCAGAGAGGGGAUCUCCAAGAUGAAACAUCUGACUCUGAGGGAGUUGAUCAGUCCGACGGUGUCGAUCAGUCUGACUCUGAUUACAGUGAUGGUGAGGAAAUGGAGGAAGAAGUCAAUUACAACAGUAGGAAGAGAAAACAAAAAAGUAAGACUGUCAAAAGAAAACCAAAGCACAAAACUGUUCCUAAGAAGAAAAACCAAAGAAAAGAUGUCGAUCAGUCUGACUCUGACGGUGUCGAUCAGUCUGACUCUCAUUACAGUCCUACUGAGGAGAUGGAGGAAGAAGUCAAUUACAACAGUAGGAAGAGAAAACAAAAAAGUAAGACUGUGAAAGGAAAACCAAAGCGCAAAACUGUUCCUAAGAAGAAAAACCAAAGAAAGGAUGUCGAUCAGUCUGACUCUGACGGUGUUGAUCAGUCUGACUCUGAUGGUGUCGAUCAGUCAGACUCUGAUUACAGUCCUACGGAGGAAGAAGUCAAUUACAACAGUAGGAAGAGAAAACUAAAAAGUAAGACUGUGAAAGGAAAACCAAAGGACAAAACUGUUCCUAAGAAGAAAAAACUAGGGAAGGAUGACCAGGAACCAGCCACUGUGAGCCAGCCAAAGACAAAAAGGAGAAAGCCUGAUGAGGGAACAGAAAGUGUUAGCAAGCCGAAAAAGAAGCCAGAAAAGUCUAAGGACGGAGCAACCCAACCAGAACAAGAUCCCAAUUACACUGAAGAAAUACCCGAUUUAUUUAAAUUCGGAGGCAUGGUGCACAUUGUAAAGAUCAAGGAACGCCCCCUUGUUUGCAAGUAUUGUGGCAAAGCUUACAGAACCCUCACUGGAUUGUUGCGUCAUGUUCGUGGCCAUAAAGGUGAACAGCCCUACAAAUGUACACAGUGUGACAAGGCCUAUGUGGAUAAAAGAUCACUGAUAGAACACGUAUUAAGAUUUCACGAUCACCCUGGCAUUAAGCCCUACAAGUGCCAGAACUGUGAUAAAAGUUUUGUGAAGAAACACACAUUAAGGCUACACAAUAGAGACAAACAUCCGGGCCAUGACAUGUAGAAGCAUUAGUAAAAUUGAAACUGCACAUCAGAAAGACCUGGGCCGAGAACAUAGCAGCAUCUGUACUGCCACAAGUGUUGCAUCGAAAAUUCACAACUUGUCGCUUCAAAAAGACAUAUCAUUAACCAGAGUAGAAUAUAUGCCUCAUGGAAACUUUGGAAUACUCUUAUUUCUGCAUAGUUUUUUUAGGUUCUCCAUUCUUAUUUGUGGAAGAAUGGGAAUUCUUAUUUGUCACCAAAAAAAAA
This is a messenger RNA of Patiria miniata (bat star), 1789 nucleotides long. Its product is annotated as zinc finger and SCAN domain-containing protein 12-like. NCBI's taxonomy places the organism in Eukaryota, Metazoa, Echinodermata, Asteroidea, Valvatida, Asterinidae. Gene Ontology annotation, molecular function: DNA-binding transcription factor activity, RNA polymerase II-specific; RNA polymerase II cis-regulatory region sequence-specific DNA binding. Gene Ontology annotation, biological process: regulation of DNA-templated transcription. The transcript has 3 exons. The coding region runs from base 168 to 1544 and encodes 458 amino acids. The record is from RefSeq and is a predicted model, not a curated record.